CAAUAUCGCGUUGGAAGGUCAGCCGGAGCCUAGUGACUUCAUUGCUGAUGAUGGACCUUCUCUGCUUGGCAUCUUCUUUUGUUCUACUUCCAUCUCUUCGAUGCAGAGGAUUCAAGCCAUCACCCGGCAGCUCCUCCCUCGCAAGAUGAAUACCACUAAGCAUCCAAUCGCUCCUCCGUCUUUGGAAGAGCUUGUCGACGUACUGACUCCAGCUCUACGAGCCAACUUCGAGAAAGCAAAGGUCAGCGUCGAGCGAUGCCCCGAUCUUCGUCAUCCUCCGUAUUAUCUGGCGGCACCAGGCCUCUCCGGAGAUGAAUGCGUUGCCGACAUUGGUGGACAGCCGAAUCUGUUUCCUGAGCCAAGACUGGAAUGCAAAUACUCGUUGAUAGAGAUUGCAAAGGAAAUGCAAAUGGAUCCCGAUGGAGGCCAUUUGCUUGGCGCCGGAGCAGGUCCAUUCCAUCGCAUUGGUCUCAAUUCCGAGCUUGCCCCAAACCUGAGCUGGAGCAACAAUUUCGAAAAUGUCGUCAAUCAGACCUACUAUACAAAGUUCGAUGACAGCAAUGGAAGACAUGCGGCUGUCUGCGAAAGAAGUCCUACGACUGACUGUGCACUGAUGAUGAAUUUGUAUGGCUCCUCUGGCCUUCCUGGCGAUGUGAUCAAAAUCUCAGCGCGAGCCCGGACUGGCCAUCACAAGAGCUUCACCGAAUGCAUUCGAAAGACACUCGCAGAAAAGUAUGGUGAUGAUCGGCCAAUCAGCAUGGGAGGCAUAUUCCUGAUCAAGGCUGGCAAAGCACAUUUUCAUGUCAUGCCUGACUUUCCACCUAAGAAACAGAUGCCCUUCAAAAAUGCCAAGCAGCUCAACGACUGGCUGACCUACCACGAUUUUGAGGCGCCAAUUGUCUGCCUGACAGUCUUCCAUUCGGCAGAUCCAGGCAAAAAGCUAGGUCUUCGGAUGGAGCACACUCACUGCUUUUCGAUAGAUGGUGCCAACCGGGGCGGGCACUACCAUUACGACCUCCCAGCGGGUGACGGUGUCGACGAGGUAGAAUAUGAGGCUUACUUCAACACUGCUAAGACUAUUUAUCGCAUCGAUACGCCUGAAGUCACGUUGGAGCGUGACCUGCACGAUUGAACACCCUAUUGGAAUCAGCGUGACGCUUGCACUGACGGCCAGCAUGCGCGGAAGUUGUCGCCAUGGAUAUCUCCGCUAGACAGUGCGAACAGUGGUCCGCAGGUUGCGGACAGCAGCCCGGUCUCGAGCAUCGAACGCAGAGCGUGCAUAUUGCUGUUUACGACACGACCUCUUCACAGAGCCAUAGAGAUGUAGUUCUUUCUUCGCUGCCGCAGAUUCUCCAAUAGCAGGCCCAAGGUUGUGGAGGACAGCUCUAUGACUGCUGACGCGACACAAGCUUAAGCCGUCGCUUUUGAGCAAAAUGUGGUACAGUUCAAGGCUGUUCUCACUUUUUAGCUGAGGACCUGAAGACUUCGGCGAAUCCUUUCGUAUAUGAAUAACUCUCUCGACACUCUACCUGAAUCUUUCUCUAUACAACAACGAUCACCUUC
Messenger RNA from Pseudocercospora fijiensis CIRAD86, 1563 nucleotides. RefSeq lists its product as uncharacterized. Gene Ontology annotation, cellular component: nucleus. The transcript has a single exon. The record is from RefSeq and is a predicted model, not a curated record. Bases 101 to 1132 code for a protein of 343 amino acids. Gene Ontology annotation, molecular function: zinc ion binding; hydrolase activity, acting on ester bonds. NCBI's taxonomy places the organism in Eukaryota, Fungi, Ascomycota, Dothideomycetes, Mycosphaerellales, Mycosphaerellaceae.